AUGAAGUACCUGUUCGUAGUUGCCCUUGUUGCCCUGGCCAUCCAGGUGGCUUCCUCUGCUAGUGCCACAACAACAACCACUGAUGCCACCACAACAACGACAACCACUGCAGCUUCAACCACGACGACAACCGCCUCUUCCACCCACAAAAAGCGUUGUUGGAGGGGCAACAACUGGUGCCACACCCGCAUCCCCAAGAGGAAGUGCAAGAACCCAAGGAGGUGCCACAAGACCGUCGUGAUUGUGACCCACAGGAAGAACUAA
Drosophila mauritiana is the source of this 264-nucleotide messenger RNA. RefSeq names its product protein new-glue 3-like. The coding region runs from base 1 to 264 and encodes 87 amino acids. Lineage: Eukaryota; Metazoa; Arthropoda; Insecta; Diptera; Drosophilidae. The transcript has a single exon. The record is from RefSeq and is a predicted model, not a curated record.